AUGGCGUGGCACACUUGGUCCAGCGGCGGCUGGGGCAGCCGUGGCUGGGGCGGCUGGGACGGCUGGGGCUGGGGCAGCGGUGGCUGGGACGGCUGGGGCUGGGACAGCGGUGGCUGGCCUAGCAACACCAGCGGAGGUGACCACCAUGGGCAGCGCGAGUCUCAGGGUGGUGGUACCCCUGAGACGCGCACAACGGAGUGGACGAGCGAUUAUCCCCCAGAGCAGUAUGUGUUUUCUUCGUGGCCUGUGGCCAUGGCGGCUUACCCGCCACAACCGUGCUGGCGGAACUUGCGUCAGGUUAUUGAAGAAGAUUUCGGCUGUCGCGUGAAGCUGAGAGUCAUGCGGCACGGGCGCCAAAACGUCACAGUCAAAGGCGCCAAAGCCUGGGAAGCCUUCCGAUUCUUGUGGCAAGAAUCCAAAAAAAUGCUGCCCGACGCUGAUUGGGCCGGGGUCAAGCCUCCGGCCGUCAAGGACCGCGAUGCUCCGGUCCCGGCGGGAGCGAUGCCUCAGUCUGCUGCUGGCGCCGCGAGCCAGGGCAGGGCAAGCGAUGAGGAGCCUGCUGGUGGUACCGCAGGUGAGGAAGACAAUGAUGUCGAGGAGGAAGAGCCUGACUGGUCGCCUUCGGACGACGAGGACACGGACGAUGACAAGCCAGCAAGCGAGGAGGCAGGCGAGCAGCGAGCCAAAAAGAGCCGACAAGAAAGCCCGCGUGCCUCGGGGAGUUCUGCCCCGCUCAAGCUGGUGGAGGUGAAACAGUUCUUUGACGAGGAGACGCUGGACGACGACCCAGAGCUAGAUGCAAGGGCAGCUGCUGGCGUGACCACUGACGAGCACGCCUGGCGAGAGCAACUCUCCAAGAACCAGCUGAAGACCUACCGCGUGAGCUUCUGCACGACGUGCAUGGAGAGAGGUUUCCAGCUGCGCAGCGCGUUGGCAAUGAACGUUGCCACGCAAUGGAGUCUGCUGAUGUCAGGCAGCGUCCGGUUCGUGAUCAUCAUUUUCAACUCCAACACGGAGGAUGGUCAGAAGACGUUGACGUUCAUCCAGCAUUUCUACGAGGACUUGAUCGGCUGGGGAUGUUUGGUCCUGGCCACCAUGGACGGCAUUGACGGUUUCCAUUCCUGCAAGUGCAAGAAUGCCGCGCACAAGCUGGCAUUGAGCACGCCCUGGCCGGCAAGAGCACCAGGCCAAACAGCGGGUGGGGACCGUGGUGGUACCCGUCCCCACCUGCUGGUGAACCUUGACGCCGACAACGUGGUGCCCUGCACGUUCCUCCCAGAUGUGGAGUGCCGGGCGCCGGAGGGAGUGGAGCCGACCGGCUUUUGGGGAUUUCGAGCCCAAGGACAUGAUUCAGGAGUCACAGGGCGGGUGGGUUGCACAGAGCGUUGUUUCAUCAUGUCCGGCGGCUACGAUGAAAGCCUGUUGCCUACAGGCUAUCAGGAUAUCGAUUUCUCCAAGCGGAUAGAGAAGAUGGGGGUCUUCAUCUACUUCCGCUUCGCCGUGGUCGACGCCGGCCACAGCUUGCCGAACGAUGCAGAUGAGAAGGUGGCAAGAGGUCAAGCCAAAGUGCAGAACGUCGCGGAGCAGUAUCAAGGAACGAGGUGGGGCCAGAUGAACAACAGGAACCAGGCCCGGAGCGAGGAGAAGCUGAGCAGGUCGAUUUGGUGGCGAAACUGUCCAGAGGACAAGCCGCCAAGCGAGGCAGAAGCUCAGGAUGUCAUGGCGCAGAUUGGUUUUGGCCGGCGACCGAACAUGAUCCUCGCACGAUGGCAGCAAGCAGGCCGGGAAGAGCCCCCUGUGGUGGUACCCGGGGGUACAGAGCCCCCCAGAAGCUUGAGAACGCAGCGACCUCCGAAGUACAAUCCGAUUCGCAUCCUGACUUUCGGGGCCCGCAACCUGCUGCACACGCUGCCACAGGCGCUUAGCAUCGGGAGGAUGAGAGGUUGGUGCAAGAACUUGCUCUGGAACAUGAAGCAAAAGGCGAAGAACUACGAAGAGAUCAGCCACAACGAUUUGGAAACCGUGCUGCGCGAGUGCUUCGGCCUGGGCAGGUUCGACAGGGUGCUCUGCGUGGACGCGCGGCCGCUGGGAGAAGACCUCCCAGGCAAGGUCCGCGGAACCAAUGCCAACGAUCACGUGGGCACCUUUCCGCUGACUAUGGAGAAGUUGACGCGGUCGGCCAAGUUCAAUGAGACGCUAGGUUCUUUGCACAACUGGCUGAACGAAAACGCUGUGUUGAACAUGCACAUGGGCAAUUUCGUUAUCGCGGUGUACUGCCGGAACGGCAACCAUCGCUCAGUUUGCUUGGGCGCGGCCUUGCACUAUGCGUUGGUAGCGACACCGGAUCAGGUGAUGGCUCCUCCGGCAGUCACAAAUAUCACAGAGUGGGCGGGGGACUGGGCAAGGCACAAGUGUGGCCCAUGCAGUCGCUGCCAAAAUGCUGGCUUGUCCCAGGACGACCAAAGGGCUCUGGGCCGGUCGCGCUGCAGAAUCCUUGAUGUUUGGGAGGGGCGCGUGUAA
Messenger RNA from Symbiodinium necroappetens, 2520 nucleotides. The record is from the annotation of a GenBank genome assembly. Lineage: Eukaryota; Dinophyceae; Suessiales; Symbiodiniaceae.